Pelmatolapia mariae (spotted tilapia) is the source of this 1116-nucleotide messenger RNA. Its product is annotated as formyl peptide receptor 2-like. The coding region runs from base 1 to 1116 and encodes 371 amino acids. Gene Ontology annotation, cellular component: plasma membrane. Gene Ontology annotation, biological process: positive regulation of cytosolic calcium ion concentration; inflammatory response; complement receptor mediated signaling pathway. NCBI's taxonomy places the organism in Eukaryota, Metazoa, Chordata, Actinopteri, Cichliformes, Cichlidae. Gene Ontology annotation, molecular function: G protein-coupled receptor activity; complement receptor activity. The record is from RefSeq and is a predicted model, not a curated record. The transcript is spliced from 2 exons.
AUGGGGACUGAUAACAGCACUUUCAAUGCAACUCAGUCACCUGAACAGGAUGCAGCUUCCACACACAUACAAACGACCUCCAUUGUCAUCUAUUGUGUGAUAUUUAUAGCUGGAACUCUGGGCAAUGGCCUGGUUAUCUACGUGGCGGGAUUCAAAAUGCAGAAAACAGUCGACUCGGUUUGGUUUCACAACCUGGCCAUAGCUGACUUCCUCUUCACGGCCUUCCUUAUUUUCUCGAUCAUUUCUCUCUCUCAGAGUCACCAAUGGCCUUUUGGAGCAUUCAUGUGCAAGCUCAACACCUUUGUGAGUGUAGUCAACAUGUUUGUCAGCAUCUUUACUCUGACAGCCAUGAGUUUGGAUCGUUGUUUGUGUAUCUGGGUGGUGGUGUGGGCACACAACAAACGCACAGUCAGCAAAGCUCAGCUUAUAUCAGCUGGGAUCUGGGUGAUCGCUGGCGUCUUCAGCACUCCUUAUGCCACUUUUCGCACUGCAUCAGUGGGGAGCAGAGGGGAAAGUUCCUGUGGUUAUUCUGCAACAAUCAAAGAACACAAAUUGACUCUCGACAUUUUUCGCUUUGUUAUGGGCUUUGUGAUCCCAUUCCUGAUAAUAGUGAUCUCUUAUGUGUCCAUUGGUAUCCGUGCAAUGCGCAUGCCGAGAACAAGGAGACGCAGAUCUCGCCGGGUCAUUUUCUCCAUCAUUUUUGCAUUCUUCAUCUGUUGGUUGCCUUUCCACAUUUUCAAUUUCAUAGAAUUGAAGUUUAGUACUAACUUAGAGCUGCAGGGGAUUGUUAGAAUGUAUGGUCCUCUGACUGUGAGUCUGGCUUUUCUGAACAGCUGUUUGAACCCCAUCCUCUAUGUUUUCAUGUGUGAAGAAUUCCAGAAGAAAUUUCGACAGUCCAUUUGUUUUGUACUCGAGAGUGCACUGGCAGAAGACCAUUUGUCAUUUCUGUCCACCCGCUCCAUGUCAUCAACCUUCUCAAAAGCUUCCCAAAAGUCAAACACUGCUGCCACUUUAGAUCGGAUCGACCCAGCCAUUUAUGAAAACAUCCCAGAAAGCACAGUAAUCAUCACUGAGGGGAUUCCUAGAACUGAAGAAGAGUGCACCACCAGACAAUGA